AUGACUCGUGUUUCUAAGCGUCGCUUUUAUGGUCCCACUAGAGUGAUUGAGAAAUAUCCCGUCCUUUCCGGCACAACCAAGGAGCAAUUCGAAGAAUACUUCAGGUUCUUGGUGGCUAUUGAAGUAAUCAUCAAGGCAAAGGUUGGAGAUCAUCGCGAUGAGCUCAAAGAGCAGAUCGGAAAGUCUGCGCCAGACGAUUGGAAGAGCGCUUUGGUGAUUUUUCAAUUGCGUAGAUGUUCACCAUUGGCUGGACCUGAACGAGAAUGUGCUGAUAAGUCUAUGUCCAAGUUGGGGAAGUUGGCACUUGGACUCUCUCCCGUGGAAGCAUUGGCAUUGAAAGAUGCACCUAAUUCUGAUAGCGAUGAUAAUUUCAUGCUAGCCUUGGGGAGUGAGAGUGAGGAGGAUGCCAUGCCAGACUUAGAAGAUGAGAAUGGCAAUGUUGUCAGAAGAGGUUCUGCCGAGAAGAAGAAGAAAAAGGAGAAAGAGAAGCAAAAUGAUUCGAUGAUUAUGGUGGAAGAUGACAUGUGGGGGAGAAGACAUCAUGGUAUGAAUGGUGAUGGAAUGGACACCAUUCCUUCAUGGGGAUAUGUAUGA
Messenger RNA from Botrytis byssoidea, 594 nucleotides. RefSeq lists its product as uncharacterized. The record is from RefSeq and is a predicted model, not a curated record. The transcript is spliced from 3 exons. Lineage: Eukaryota; Fungi; Ascomycota; Leotiomycetes; Helotiales; Sclerotiniaceae. Bases 1 to 594 code for a protein of 197 amino acids.